AAUCUUCUUUCCCUCGAUUUAGGGUUUUUCGAGCUAUGGCGCUUUCUCUUGCCAAUCCCUGCCAAAGGCGCCUCACAUUCGUCCCAAAUGCGCAAAUUCCUGCACGGCGCCCUUCUUUUCUCGCUGCGGCUGCUGGUCCGCUGCCUGUUCUGGGAAUCGAGACGAGCUGCGACGACACUGGAGCCGCUGUUGUCACUAGCGACGGAAAGAUUUUGGGAGAGGCACUGAGAUCGCAGGCAGAGUUGCUUCGACAGUAUGGUGGGGUGAUGCCUCUAGCAGCACGUCUAAACCACGAGCAAGCAAUCGACGAAGUGGUGGCACAAGCUCUAGAGAAUGCAAAAGUGAAGGAGUCAGAUCUGGCAGCAGUAGCUGUGACAAUUGGUCCUGGCUUGAGUUUGUGCUUGGAUGUCGGUGUAAGGAAGGCUCGCUCUAUUUCUCGCUGCUGGAGGUUACCAUUUGUUGGAGUACAUCACAUGGAAGCUCACGCUUUAGUUGCAAGACUCACGAAUGCUGAUAUUCAGUUUCCCUUCCUUGUUCUUCUGGUUUCAGGUGGUCACAACCUUCUUCUCAUUGCAAAAGAUGUGGGCGAUUAUGUGGAACUAGGAACUACUUUAGAUGAUGCCGUUGGAGAGGCUUAUGACAAAACAGCAAGGCUCCUUGGUCUUGACAUUUGUAAAGGAGGUGGUCCUGCUCUUGAAGAACUUGCUCUAGAAGGAGAUGCAGACGCGUUCAAGUUUACUGUACCAAUGAGGUCCCAUAAAGAUUGCAACUUUUCGUAUGCGGGACUGAAGACUCAAGUGAAGCUCACAAUUGAAUCUUUAAACAUCAAUGGUGCAGUACCUUUAGCUUCUGCAAGCUCAAGCGAUCGACAAUCACGAGCCAAUGUGGCCGCUUCCUUUCAGGUGGUGGCUGUGCGUCACCUUGAAGAUAGAUGCCGCCGGGCACUGGAGUGGGCCAGAGAAUUGGAACCAUGCAUGAAGCGCAUGGUUAUCGCUGGUGGCGUAGCUUCGAAUAAGUACCUUAGAAGUCGACUUGGCGCUGUAGCAAAAGAGCAUCAACUGGAUUUGUUCUUUCCUCCACCACGUCUCUGCACAGACAAUGGAGUGAUGGUUGCAUGGACUGGAGUCGAGUACCUUCGUCUGGGGCUUUAUGAUCCACCACCUCCCGUCGAUGAACCUGAAGACUAUUGGGUGGAUUUAAGGCCUAGAUGGAAGCUGGGUGAAAUUUGUCGAGAAACAUCCUCGGGAAGGCCAAAAAAGUCUGCUUUGAAUGCAUCAUAACAGUAAGAGGGUUCGAACUCAUGCUGGGCGUGGCUACCUCCGCGAAUCCUUUCAGCCCACAUCUCCAGGCAAGGCAAGUGAGAGCAAU
Molecule: messenger RNA, 1368 nt
Organism: Selaginella moellendorffii
Lineage: Eukaryota; Viridiplantae; Streptophyta; Lycopodiopsida; Selaginellales; Selaginellaceae
Product: probable tRNA N6-adenosine threonylcarbamoyltransferase, mitochondrial
Exons: 15
Coding region: 36-1280 (414 amino acids)
Biological process (GO): tRNA threonylcarbamoyladenosine modification
Cellular component (GO): mitochondrion
Source: RefSeq, a predicted model, not a curated record